Messenger RNA from Lotus japonicus, 1557 nucleotides. RefSeq names its product proline transporter 2-like. The coding region runs from base 115 to 1437 and encodes 440 amino acids. Gene Ontology annotation, cellular component: plasma membrane. Lineage: Eukaryota; Viridiplantae; Streptophyta; Magnoliopsida; Fabales; Fabaceae. The transcript has 7 exons. The record is from RefSeq and is a predicted model, not a curated record.
AGGGAUUGGAACCUUUGUUCAAGGCACGCUAGCUAUCUCUAUCUAUCUUAGUGUGCAACCCUGCAUUGCAAUUUGCAUGCCCAGCAACAACAACAUCAUCAUCAAACAACAACAAUGGGAACAGGAGAAAAUGAUGAUUCAAACAAGGUUUAUGCCAAGAACCAGGACCAUGUUGAAGUCCCAGAUACCGCUCAUCAAAUCAGCAGCGAUUCAUGGUUGCAGGUGGCUUUUGUGCUCACCACCGGAGUCAACAGUGCUUAUGUGCUUGGAUAUUCCGGCACCGUCAUGGUUCCGCUGGGUUGGACCGGCGGCGUAGUUGGUCUGCUUCUUGCUUGUGGAAUAUCACUCUAUGCAAAUGUUCUUGUUGCCAGGCUCCAUGAAUAUGGAGGGAAAAGGCACAUUAGAUACAGAGAUCUUGCUGGUUUCAUAUAUGGUAGGAAAGCAUAUUCUCUCACUUGGGCUCUGCAGUAUAUCAAUCUUUUCAUGAUAAAUACUGGCUUCAUCAUUUUGGCUGGUUCAGCCUUGAAAGCUACUUAUGUUCUGUUUAGUGAUGAUGGGAAGAUGACGCUUCCAUAUUGUAUCAUCGUAGCUGGAGUGGUGUGUGCGAUGUUUGCCAUUUGUAUUCCACAUCUUUCAGCUCUUGGAGUUUGGUUGGGAGUUUCAACACUCUUCAGCUUAGCAUAUAUUGUGAUAGCAUUUGUGCUAUCGCUUAAUGAUGGACUAAAAUCACCACCUAGAGAUUACAGCAUUUCAGGAGAUGGUGCAACUAAAGUGUUCACAACAAUUGGAGCAUCUGCAAAUCUCGUUUUCGCAUACAACACUGGCAUGCUUCCUGAGAUACAGGCAACAAUCAGGGAGCCAGUUCAUAAGAACAUGAUGAAAGCUCUUUACUUUCAGUUUACUGUUGGGGUUCUACCAUUGUACCUGGUUGUCUUCACAGGCUACUGGGCCUUUGGAUCUUCUACAUCAGCCUAUUUGUUGAAUAAUGUGUCUGGUCCUGUCUGGGUGAAAGCUGUGGCCAAUAUCACAGCCUUUCUUCAAGCAGUCAUUGCAUUGCAUAUAUUUGCAAGUCCAAUGUAUGAGUACCUGGAUACUAAAUUUGGGAUCAAAGGAAGUGCAAUGAAGGUUAAGAACUUGUCAUUUCGAAUCACGGUGAGAGGUGGCUACCUGGCCUUCAAUACAUUUGUGUCGGCUCUCCUUCCAUUCCUUGGAGACUUCAUGAGCCUCACAGGGGCGAUCAGCACAUUCCCCCUUACAUUUAUCCUUGCAAACCACAUGUAUCUAGAGGCAAAGAAGGACAAACUAACAAACUUCCAAAAGCUCUGGCACUGGAUCAACAUUAUUUUCUUUAGCCUCAUGUCUGUUGCAGCAACAGUUUCAGCGUUGCGGCUGAUUUCUGUAGACUCCAAAACAUACCACAUUUUUGCUGAUUUGUGAUUUAAUUCUUAACAUUCUUUCAGUAAUUGUAACGGUUGUUUUGCGUGCUUUCAUUAGAGAAGGAAUAAAGCUUAGGGUUUUCCCCGCAGAAGUUAGUGUUAAUGUAUUUUGUUGAAAAGA